CUCGCCGAGGUCCGCUGUGCGGGCUCGGGUCCGGAGCCACUCCGGGCUGCGAGCACCCAGUGGACCCGCGCCUGGCCAGGUGUGGGACCGGCCUGCCGUCUCUGCAGAGGGUCCUCGUGUGGUGAGUAUGCGGAACAAGCGGGUUUUGAAAACCAAGAGAAGGCGGGGAGCAAGAGGGGGCCAGGAUCCAGGCCUCCCUCCCCAGAGGAGUGAAGCCACACCCGGGAGGUCCCCUCCCACCCCAAUAGCUGCCAUGGGCCCUGACGACUGCCCACCUCCUCCUCCCCCCCCUCCCCCCAACAACAACAACAACAACAACAAACCCAAUGGCCACCAGAACCCCUGCGUGCCCAACAUGACCGAACGCCGCCGGGAUGAGCUCUCUGAAGAGAUCAACAACCUCAGAGAGAAGGUCAUCCGACAGUCUGAGGAGAACAACAACCUUCAGGACCAAGUGCAGAAACUCACUGAAGAGAACAGCACUCUCCGUGAACAGGUCGAAGAGGUCGAAGAGGUCGAAGAGGUCGAAGAGUUUGAAGAGCUCGAAGAGCUCGUGGAACAGGUUGAAGUGGAGGUGGAAGAAGUAGAACCCGAACCAGUCCCUGAGGAUAAUGAAGAUGACAUUGAGCUCCAAGGUGCUGCAGCGGCUGCUGCCCCAGCUGCUCCCAUCGAAGAAGAAGAGUGUCCUGAAGACCUUCCUGAGAAAUUUGAUGGCAACCCAGAUAUGCUGGCUCCUUUCAUGUCCCAGUGCCAAGUCUUCAUGGAGAGGAGCAACCGCGAUUUCUCUGUUGACCGUGUACGUGUCUGCUUCGUGACAAGCAUGAUGACCGGCCGUGCUGCCCGCUGGGCCUCUGCCAAGCUGGAACGAUCCAAUUACCUGAUGCACAACUACCCAGCCUUCAUGAUGGAGAUGAAGCAUGUCUUUGAAGACCCUCAGAGGCGUGAGGCUGCCAAACGCAAGAUUAGACGUCUGCGCCAGGGCCUGGGGUCUGUUGUCGACUACUCCAACGCCUUCCAGAUGAUUGCCCAGGACCUGGAUUGGAACGAGCCUGCUCUGAUUGACCAGUACCACGAGGGCCUCAGCGACCAGAUUCAGGAGGAGCUGUCCCGCCAUGAGGCACCCAAGACCCUGUCUGCUCUCAUCAGCCAGUGCAUCCACAUUGAGAGAAGGCUGGCCCGUGCUGCUGCUGCUCGCAAGCCCCGCUCCCCACCCCGGGCGAUGGUGAUGCCCCAGAACCAUCAUCAGGUGGAUCCCACCGAGCCUGUGGGAGGUGCCCGCAUGCGCCUGACCCAGGAAGAAAAAGAAAGACGCCGCAAGCUGAACUUGUGCCUCUACUGUGGAAACGGAGGUCACUACGCCGACAACUGUCCUGCCAAGGCCUCAAAAUCCUCACCGGCGGGAAACUCCCCGGCCCCGCUGUAGAGGGACCUUCAGCGACCGGGCCAGAAAGAAUAA
Molecule: messenger RNA, 1456 nt
Organism: Nannospalax galili (Upper Galilee mountains blind mole rat)
Lineage: Eukaryota; Metazoa; Chordata; Mammalia; Rodentia; Spalacidae
Product: retrotransposon-derived protein PEG10
Exons: 2
Coding region: 128-1423 (431 amino acids)
Cellular component (GO): cytosol
Molecular function (GO): zinc ion binding; nucleic acid binding
Source: RefSeq, a predicted model, not a curated record